AUGAUACUUUGUCGUGAUAGUAGUUUUAUUCACGAUAUUCCUCCUGAUCAGCUCGUUCCAAAUCAUGAAUCUAUUACUGUCAUUUGGUUUGAUCCGGCGUUAGCUGAGACAAAUAUUGAUAGUACAAUGUUGACUCGUCUUCGUUUUCUCAAUGAUUAUAUUUUAUUUUGUGCUAAAAAAUCAAUGUGUAUUGAAUAUUUAACAAGAAAUAUAGAUAAAUCUGAUCGUAUUAUUACUGUACUUCACGGAUUUGAUAUAUUGGAUGAAGUCUAUCAGUAUGAACAAGUUCAUUCUAUUUUAAUUAUUGAUUCAAAUACUGAUGAAAAUAAAUUAAAUGUUAUACAAAAUAAUUAUCAAUAUUCGAAAACAGUAGAAAUUUUUAAAGAACAUAAUUCGAUGAUGAAAAAACUUCAACAAGUUAUUAUUGAUAUUGAACAAGAAAUAGUUCAACAGACUGAAGCGAUUUUUGAUGUAUUAGAUCAAGAAGAAAAAGCACUUCGAAAUCUACGUGCUGAAUUGGGACCAUUUAUAUGGCGUCAACUUUUUAAAAUAAUUAUCAAAGCAAUGCCUCAUUCUCUCGAUGCUCGACAACAAAUGAUUGAUGAAUGUCGUUCCUAUUAUCAAGGUAAUCUAAAAGAACUAGCAAUUAUUGAUGAAUUCGAAUAA
Adineta steineri is the source of this 666-nucleotide messenger RNA. The record is from the annotation of a GenBank genome assembly. NCBI's taxonomy places the organism in Eukaryota, Metazoa, Rotifera, Eurotatoria, Adinetida, Adinetidae.